This is a messenger RNA of Caenorhabditis sp. 36 PRJEB53466, 490 nucleotides long. The record is from the annotation of a GenBank genome assembly. Lineage: Eukaryota; Metazoa; Nematoda; Chromadorea; Rhabditida; Rhabditidae.
AUGAGCAGAUUGCUCGAAAAGGCGUUCGAGUCCGUCAUCCUGACAGAAGCUUUUCCCAGAUCUCAGAUUGACAUCUUCUGUGAAGUGAUCCAAGGGGACGGAUCGAAUCUGGCUGCGUGCGUCAAUGCGACUUCUCUGGCUCUGGCUGAUGCGGGCAUCCCAAUGAAAGGAAUUGCAUCAGCUGCCACGUGUGGAAUUGUCGACGGCAAACCGAUUGUUGAUUUGACUUCCAGAGAAGAAACAGAUCUUCUUCCGAGAGUCACUGUAAGAAAUUCAGUUUUUUUUUCUUGUUCAAACUAUUCCAUUUCAGCUCGCUACCGUCUGUGGCCGUGACGAAGUCAUUCUCGUCGAACUUCAGAACCGUCUUCACAUCGAUCAUCUCUCCCACGUCAUGGAAACAGCGAAAUCAACGUGUGCCGACGUUUAUGAGUGUCUCGCCGUCGUCGCCCAACAACAUCUGAAGGCGUGUGCUCCGAUUUUAGGCAGUUAG